Messenger RNA from Oncorhynchus gorbuscha (pink salmon), 3388 nucleotides. RefSeq names its product thromboxane A synthase 1 (platelet) (gene tbxas1). The transcript is spliced from 14 exons. The coding region runs from base 187 to 1863 and encodes 558 amino acids. NCBI's taxonomy places the organism in Eukaryota, Metazoa, Chordata, Actinopteri, Salmoniformes, Salmonidae. Gene Ontology annotation, molecular function: oxidoreductase activity, acting on paired donors, with incorporation or reduction of molecular oxygen; steroid hydroxylase activity; heme binding. The record is from RefSeq and is a predicted model, not a curated record.
AAAUACAUUCAACGACCAGGAGAAAAAACCACGCACAGAUGUAGUCCUUCUAGAGAACUACAGUACGUAUUCAUCUCUUCCGUGUCAACAACAAGAAGUCGGCCAACUAUAUAUACUCUACAAUCAAGUAAUAACGAGGAGCUCUUUGGCCGGUGGUAGUUUUGGCCUGAGUUGGUGAUCGGCAUCAUGGAGGUGGUUAUGAACAUUCUCAAGACACCAGUGCCCAGUGGGGUGUCUAUGACCCUGGGCCUGUUCAUGAUCUUCCUGGCUCUGCUGUACUGGUAUGCUACGUUCCCCUAUUCGUCCCUGGCUCAAUGUGGAAUAAGGCACCCCAAACCGUCCCCAUUCUUUGGGAACCUGUUUCUAUUUCGUCAGGGCUUUUUCGGUGUUCACACAGACCUGAUUCACAAGUAUGGGAGAGUAUGUGGAUAUUAUCUAGGCAGGAGGCCCGUGGUGGUGGUAGCUGACCCUGAUAUGCUCAGACAGAUCAUGGUGAAGGACUUCAGCACCUUCCCCAACAGAAUGACAAUCCGUGCCGCUACUAAGCCCAUGAGUGACUGUCUGCUGAUGCUGAGGAACGAGCACUGGAAGAGAGUACGCAGCAUCCUCACCCCCUCCUUCAGCGCAGCCAAGAUGAAAGAGAUGGGUCCUCUGAUUAACACUGCUACUGACACCCUGCUCACCAACCUCAAUUGUCAUGCUGAGUCUGGAGAGAGCUUUGACAUUCACAGGUGUUUUGGCUGUUUCACCAUGGACGUGAUUGCCAGCGUUGCAUUUGGCACUCAGGUGGACUCUCAGAAGGACCCAGAUGACCCGUUCGUCCACCACGCCCAGAAGUUCUUCUCUUUCUCCUUCUUCACACCCAUCAUGUUCGUCUUCAUUGCGUUUCCAUUCCUGAUUCCUCUGGCCCGUUUCCUCCCCAACAAGAGGAGGGAUGAGAUGAACAACUUCUUCAUCAACUGCAUUCAGAAGAUCAUCAGACAGAGAGAUGAGCAGCCAGUUGAAGAGCGGCGGCGAGACUUCCUACAGCUGAUGCUGGAAACGCGGAACAGCAAGGAGUGUGUGUCGCUGGAGCACUUUGACGUGGUCAACCAUGCAGAUGAGCUGGCCCCCACACACACUCACACAAACCAGCAAGAAAAUGUUGACGGCAGCCAUGAGUCACCCAGCAGGCGCUCUCUCCAGACCCAGAAGAGGAUGAUGUCGGAUGAUGAGAUCGUGGGCCAGGCAUUUGUGUUCUUCUUGGCGGGGUAUGAGACCAGUAGCAACACACUGGCCUUCACCUGCUACCUCCUGGCUCUACACCCAGAGUGUCAGAGCAAACUGCAGGCUGAGGUGGAUGACUUCUUCACCAGAUAUGAUUCACCAGAUUACACCAAUGUCCAGGAGCUGAAAUAUCUUGACAUGGUCAUAUCAGAAGCUCUGCGCCUCUACCCGCCUGGUUUCAGGUUUGCCCGUGAAGUUGACGAGGACUGCAUGGUGAAUGGACAGUUCCUACCCAAGGGAGCCACCCUGGAGAUCCCUGCAGGCUAUCUGCACUAUGAUCCAGAGUACUGGCCCGAGCCAGAGAAGUUCAUCCCUGAGAGAUUCACAGUGGAGGCCAAGGCCAGCAGACACCCGUUUGUGUACCUGCCGUUUGGGGCGGGGCCCCGCAGCUGUGUCGGCAUGAGGCUGGCCCAGCUGGAGAUCAAGAUGGCCCUGGUGCAUGUCUUCAGGAAGUUCAACAUUGUGGCCUGCACAGACACCAAGGUUCCUCUGGAGUUGAAGUCUCACACCACUCUCGGACCCAAGAAUGGCAUCUAUGUGACAAUCACUAAAAGAGAGAUAGAGGGAGAACCGGCGACUCCCCCUGCAGGAGAAUAGCUCUGUUCUGUAUCUGCUUUCUAGAACGUAGUGUGAUUUCUAUGAAACAGAUACAUUAUCCAUCCAGUGACUGCUUAUUUUAAGGCUAAAAAUAAAGUAACAUUAACCUAGCCUGGUCCCAGAUCUGUUUGUGCUGUCUUGCUAACCUCUAUGGUUAUUAUCACACUUUUGGCAUCCCUUUACAUAAGAGAGUUGGCAAUAAAGCACAAACAGAUCUGAGACCAGGCUAGCAUUAACCUCUUCUUUAACUUCUUUAACUACCAUUUUUAUUUUAUAAAAAAAAAAUACAUGGAUAGACAGGGCCACAUUCCAACAUGCAGACAUCAUUUACAAAUGAAGCAUCUGUGUUUAGUGAGUCCGCUAGAUUAGAGGCAGUAGGGAUGACCGUGAAUUGCACUAUUUUCCUGUUCUGCUAAGCUAUCAAAAUGUAACAAGUACAUUUGGGUGUCAGGGAAAAUGUGUGGAGUAAAGUACAUUAUUGAAAGUAAAAGUUGUCAAAAAUAAGUACAGAUACCCCCAAAAACUACUUCAGUAGUACUUUUUACUUAAGUACUUUAUGCAAUUGCUUCCAUGGUAAAUUACAAUUUGCACAGAAAAAGUGAGGUUGUGCCAGGGGCAGCUCACCUUUUUAAUCAGCCAAUGUACUGGAUGGAGGUCAAGCCCUCCAAGAGGUCCCUGCCAAUGGCACAAUGAUCGCCACGGUGAUUCUGCAGGACUAGAGAGAGGAGGAGGAGAAGCAUGCUGGGGGAACUGUGAGCUGGUGGGAGGGGGAAGACUGUGACAAACUUCUUAUAGAAAAAGAACAACAUUCCUUGAAAUCUGUAUACAUUCAUGUUGAUAUCCAUUAUUACUGAAGUCACAGCAAGACUGCAUUAAAGGGAAGGAAGGAUCAAUUCAUAGUAUAAUGUAUGUUAGAACAUGCCCAUUAACUAUUAAAGGGAUAGUUCAUUAAAAUUAAAAAUAUACAAUAUUGGUUUCCCUGUAAGUAGUCUAUGGAUAAGACCAUCCAUGCUUUAGUUUGGUUUACCUGUCCACUGUCUCCAAAUGCUAUGCAAUUACCUUGUCCAUAGACUUUUUACAGGGUAAAGUAAUCCAAAUGUUUUUGUCAUUUGGAUGGACUAUCCCUUUAAGGAUUUGUAUUGUCUCUCCCAACAGCUCUAUGGCUGGAAAGUGAGUCUUUGCAAGCAUCCUUGCAAUUAUCCAUCAUAAAAGUGUAGGCAUUGACUAAAUGUUAUAGGACCUCCCCCUCACAGAUUUCCAAAUCUUUCAUCUUUAAAAUGAAGCUGAUUUACAUGAAGGUAAUAGUAAUAAGAUCAUGACUCGAUGAGAGCUGAAAGCAAUAUCAGCUCACUCCAUUUCUCAUUUCCUCUUUAAGUUGAAAAGCUCUGAUGUUACUGUGUAUGAUUUCUUUAAGCUUGACUGUAUAGACUUUAAACCAAUGGGAUGGUUUUAAUUGUGUUGAUUUGGAGUGUUGCUCUGCAAUUUGAUGUUACAUAUUCAUUAAAUGUGAAAUUAAUAAUCAAAA